ACCAAUAAGUGCUACAAAUCCUCUGUCCAAUGCCCCGGACCUAUAAGUCAGUUCUCGACCGAUAUUCCCGUUAAUACGUCGCGUAAUUGUACUCGGAACAAUAAAAAUGCCAUCGACGUUCAUAGUAACAGUUCUAUUAAUAGGAAAUUUUGUUUCCUCGCAAACGGACCGACCGAGCGAGAUAAAGAGUUUAUCAGACACAGAAUCCGUUUUCCCUUUGCAAAUCCAGACGACGGAAAAGACGCUCGCGGCCACCACCGGAAACAAUCCGAACCCUGUUACUCCCGCCGCCUUCACUGGUGAACAGAAAGAAAAUUUCCGCGCAAUCUUGCCAACUCAUUUCAUUGCAAUAACGAGCGCCGGUGAAAAAAUGAAGUCCAAUCAAGAUGAUGGAAGCGGAAAAUUACUUCUAUCACCUGUCGGAAGUCACCCCACGGAACAUAACGAAGAAACUUUCGAGUACGCUACUGAAUCGAGUCUGUAUUGGGACAAUUGUCUCGAUAAAAUGUUUAAAUACAGCGAGAGUAUGAUAUCCGAGCCGAAUAACGAUUUUUUGAACGCUGAAACGAUUACGAGUAACACUAUACCGAGUAAUAUUAACAAAAGAGAUUCAUUACGAAAGGAUUAUUCGAUUAUUAAUGCCAUUUUAGAUAAAUAUAAUAAUUUUAUGUACCCCAAAGCAGAUGUAGCAACUACUGAUAUAGACAAUACAAUGAAUACGGACAGGUCUACAACGAAUCCCUCUACUACAGUACGAGUAAUUCCAAUCACUGAAAUUAUUUUCGGAAGGAAAGCUGAGUCGUUUAAUCAGUCUUUUGAUAAUACAGUUACGGAUAAUAGCGUGAAAGGAAUCAACGAAAAUAGGGUCGAGCCAAAAGACAAGAGUAAAAUAAAAUUUAGUAGGCUGCCGCAAACUCAAACGUAUCUUAUACCGAAAUUCAAGCUGGGAGAGGGUUUCCAUCCUUUCACGUUUAUGUCUAAAUUCUUUUCUGUAAUUUAUCCAUUCGAAUACCCAAUCGGUCCUGCGAGGGACAUCGUGUCAGGAAAAUUUUCUUUUCCGUAUUCAUUUUUACAGUCUAUCAAAUUGGAGUCAACUUUUCUGAUAUUCAUCAUCACAUUCGCCUGCCUGGCUAUAAUUAUCCCGGUCUACCUGAUUAUACUCUGUAUCCUGGCGAUGGUGGCAAGGUCCAAGUGUACAGAGGAGACAGAAUCUGGGGCACUAUUCGCAGACUCAGAGCAGCCGGACUGCCACUACAAAAUGUUGAUAAUUUUCACAUUCCUCGUUGUAAUACUGUGUUGUAUCAUCAUAGCUGUGAUGUUCAUAAGUAACGAGCAGUCCCGUAUUGCUGUUAAUGACAGUUAUGCAGUAAUAAGCUGCGCGUGCACCGACUUAGCGACCUGGUUGUCCACGGCUGCGCAGGAGCUGCAUAACAGUCUAGUGCCACCGAUGGAUGUUGUUCUGUAUGCUUAUAAGGAGGACUUGAGAAACAUAGAAAACCUUCUUGGUGAGCCAAUAAAGCAAUCGAUCGCUUCUGAAAGCGGAAUUGAUCUAGUUUUGGAUUCACUUAACGAUAUUAUAAAAGAAAGUGAAGACCUAUCAGCGAAAGUAUCUUCUCUGCGUGACGACAGCAUCAAAGCUGGUCUCCUAGCGGCUGCUGCAGCAGAACGGAUCACGGACCUGGCACAGCAGUUGGACAGUCUGAAAAAGCACUGCGUAUCGAAGGACGCGCCGCUCUGUGACACACUCAACACCAACUCGCUGCAGUUGAUGAUGAAGUUCGAUUCUAUACUUCGUGAAGAUCAACUGUUGCAGCUGCGAUCGUUGGGUGUACAGAACUUGACUCAGGAGAUUCAGGCUGCGAGGAAAGAGUUCCGGACCCUGCCCUCCGCCAUAUACAGACAGACUGAGAGAGUCAGAAACGACGUCCUACGCGGCAUAGAAUCUCACAAGACAAUAGUGAAUAACUCUUCAAGGGUGUUGAGCGAUAUAGUCCGACAUCUUGGUAAUGGACUGCGAAGGAUUUCACGCCAAAUGGACGGCACGUUACACAGGCUACAGAAAUACGAGUUUUGGAGGUGGACUUUUACCCUAGCUUGUACUGUUGCCGUUGCGGUGGUCAUGUUGCUAAUUUUGCUGGCAAUGCUGUGCGGCUGUGGAAGCAUAAAGACCUUCGCGUCAAAGACACUGCAAGUGACGGUGUUUUGGCUUUGUAUCAUAUCAAUCAUACUAUGGUGUACGGUGUCCAUGAUUUUCCUGAUUGCCGGACACGCUGAGGUGUUCGCUUGUGAAGCGCUCUGGGACAGUCCCCGGUUUCGCACCCUGACCGCGCUACUGGACAAGCCUUCAGCUCUGAUACCUGACGGAGAAGGGAUCUUCGAUAUACUGUUCAAAGAGCUGGAUAAUGUCACCAUCAACGUACCCAUCAAGGAUGUUCUCAGAGAAUGCGAAAGGAACCAGCCAGCGUACAACGUGUUUCAACUUGAAAAAAUUUUGGAUGUCAACAAGGAAACCUCGUAUUUCGAAUGGGACGAACUGCAGAGUGAUUUGAAAAGAUUGUCGUCGGCCAUUGAUGUGGGGUUCCUGAAAACAAUAUCGGCGAACUUCAAUAGAUUACUGAACAGGAUUCAUGUUAUUUCAGACGUCAAUUUGACUCAGUACAGGAUGGAGUACAAUGGGCCCGUCGUGGGUAAAGACUUACCCUCUUUUGUUGAUCAGCUGGAGAACGUGGCAAUACAAGUGACAGACUUAACGACGGCGGGAAGAUUAGAAUCUUUGGCGACGAGGACUCAAAGGCUGCACUUGAGUAGCAUCAAGCCUUUAGAGCAGUUGAGGACGGAAUUGGUUUUUAAAUUAACAGAACUGGAAUUACAAAUGACCCCUUUUAGAAGAAAAUUAAACAUCUCGUUGAGUCACAUCCACACCGCUCAGUUCUAUAUAGACAACCAGGGGGAUGUUAUCGCGCAGAAGAAAGUAGCGAUGUUCAUCUCUCGUCUCAUCUCCCACGCGGCUGGCUGGCGGACCCUUGUGUUGACUGCCGCAGAGAGGCAGGCCGGGCGCUGUGGACCGCUCUUCACUGUAUUCGCUGCUCUACGAUCCCUGCUGUGUACCCAGUAUAUAUCACCCCUGCACGGUUGGUGGUUCUGUGGGUUUCUGCUGGGCUUCAUCUGGUGUACGUUCCUCACGCCGCUCUGUGUGAAGCUCUGGCGGGCGUACGGACGGAAGACCACCAAUGAGUUGGAAGCGCUCACCAUGGCUGCUGACGCCGGAAAUAAAUGUUACAGCGAACCGGGGACUCCCGCCACAGCCACUUGCGACAACAACUGGACCUCACCCGAGCCUCCACCCCCACCAAGGAACGAUAGCUGGUGAUCUCGGGACGGACAUCAAUCAACUUAAAAAUGUAUUUAUAAGCACAAACCGUAAAGUUACAAGAACCGUAUUAAACCAAUCAAAAAUGA
Molecule: messenger RNA, 3459 nt
Organism: Aricia agestis (brown argus)
Lineage: Eukaryota; Metazoa; Arthropoda; Insecta; Lepidoptera; Lycaenidae
Gene: prom
Product: prominin-1-A
Exons: 18
Coding region: 107-3370 (1087 amino acids)
Cellular component (GO): membrane
Source: RefSeq, a predicted model, not a curated record